Molecule: messenger RNA, 1356 nt
Organism: Prunus armeniaca (apricot)
Lineage: Eukaryota; Viridiplantae; Streptophyta; Magnoliopsida; Rosales; Rosaceae
Source: the annotation of a GenBank genome assembly
AUGGAGGACUCGAAAACCAGCGAUAAGCUAUCGGAGUUUUUGGAAUCCGGCGUUUACCGGUUGGAAGAUUCGAACGCCGUUUUCAUCGACCCGGUUCGCGUCCUCAACCGCUCCUACACCAGGUUUAGGGUCUCCCCCUCCGCCUACUACUCUCGCUCUUUCGACUCCAAACACGCUGGUCAAGAGGCUAGGGUUUCUUCAAAUUUCAGAAAGCGAAAGCGGAAGGAGAAGAAACCUCAGCCUCUCAACGACAGAGAACGAGCCGCCGAUCAACGCCAUCAGGAAGUGAGACCUUUUUUGCUGAAGGCGCAUGAAUCUUUAGUUAGAGCAACUGAGCUUUUAGAGGUUGUGAGCAAUUUGAAGGGGAAUUUGGGUCCUUCAACAUCGUCUCCUGGAGCUGAACAGUCACUUGUUGAACUCGGGCGGGUCUGGCAGGCACCGCUCUAUGAGAUUACUCUGAAUUUCCAUCCAAAUGACAACGCAAGGGAAGAUGGAGGUGCCCCUACUAUUCAAUACUGUGAACAACGUGCAUUCCCUGUGUUUAACAACUUAGUCGUUAAUGAGACCAGUGAAGAUGUGGAGGCUGAACUUUUGAAUAGUCAAUAUAUCUUACCUCCAGAGAGUUCCUUCUACAUGUCUGAUCUGGGGCAGAUUCACAAUCUAAUUCCUGCUGAGACUGAUUGCGGCUUCAAUCUUAUUGUUAUUGAUCCGCCAUGGGAAAAUGGAAGUGCUCGUCAAAAGCAGAGGUAUGUCUAUUCUUUAAAGGUAUAUAGUAAGGGGCACACCUUAGAGAUAAUUGACUCUAAAGGGAUGCUUAUCCAACUGACUCUCAUUAAAACAAAUUGUACUCAACUUUUGCCUAACCGAUAUUUCUUAUCCCUUCCCGUCAAGCAAAUUUGUCAUACGGAUGGAGCACUUGUUGCUUUAUGGGUGACAAAUAGGGAGAAGUUGCGUGGUUUUGUUGAGAAAGAGCUAUUUCCUGCAUGGGGAGUCAAAUAUGUUGCUACUUUUUUCUGGUUGAAGGUCAAAGCAGAUGGUUCGUUGAUUUCUGAUUUGGACCUCUUUCAUCACAGGCCAUACGAGUGCCUUCUAUUGGGCCUCGUUCAUGGGAAGGUUACAGAUUCAAAACAGCUAUCAAGUACCAAACCUAUACUACCGGAUAAUCAAAUCAUGUUAAGCAUACCGGGAGAUUACUCAAGGAAACCCCCAAUUGCAGGAUUGUUACAUGAGUAUGCUCCGAGGCUCCAACGUGGUCGAUGUAUUGAACUUUUUGCUAGAGAGAUGACUGCCGGAUGGAUUUCUUGGGGGAAUGAACCCCUUCGUUUUCAGGAGUCCAAAAAUUUUAUGAAGACAUAG